Rhea pennata is the source of this 7576-nucleotide messenger RNA. RefSeq names its product angiomotin (gene AMOT). Gene Ontology annotation, biological process: angiogenesis; actin cytoskeleton organization; establishment of cell polarity involved in ameboidal cell migration. The transcript has 13 exons. Gene Ontology annotation, molecular function: signaling receptor activity. Bases 756 to 3488 code for a protein of 910 amino acids. Lineage: Eukaryota; Metazoa; Chordata; Aves; Rheiformes; Rheidae. The record is from RefSeq and is a predicted model, not a curated record. Gene Ontology annotation, cellular component: bicellular tight junction; plasma membrane; lamellipodium.
CCGGCUCGCCCGGCUCCUGCGAGCGCAGGUAACCGCGGCGCUGCGCGCUCCGCCGCGGCGCCUCCCCCGUCCGCGUCCCUCUCUGCUGCCGGGCUUAAAGGGCGGCCGCCUCCCCUGCGCUGCCGGCAGCUCUGCCCGUCCGUCUCGAUCGCUCGGCUGAAAAAUCUAUUUAUUAGCACCAAGCCCCCCUCGCCGCAAGUCCAGCUCAUAGCACGCUUGCCUUUCUGCGCAGUACGCUUUAUUGCUGGAGUUUAAAAAGUACCCCCCUCCCCACCCGGUUGUAUUGACACUGAGGAUGAAGAAGGAUUUGCAAGUGAAAGCGCCUUGAAAGGCAGCAGCGCUUGGAGCGAGCUCUGCUCUUUGCCUCUUGAGCCGCGAAUUCCACCCUUUGCCCCUGCUCGGCCCGCCCGUCUGCCCUUUACUCCGUGGGCUAAAACACCGGCUGCCAGCGGCAAACCCGGCGAGAAGCCCCCUUUGGCAGUGGGGGCCUCAGGGGCGCGGAGCGGCCGAGAAGAGGAGCCUUUCGUCUGCGGCGGGCCGCUAGAAUUAUUUUGGAGGCAAGGAGAGUGUCAAGUGAUUUGGCCUACUGAAGAGGAGACUGAAGCCAUCUCUGAGAGGAGAUCUUGGACUAGCAGGAGAAAAGCCGGGUGUCCCUCCAUGUGUCAGAACUCCUCCUCCUUACUAAGGAAGUCAAAGUGAAGGAAAUAGGUCAAGGGCAUCUUUUACAUUCCACCCAAAAGGCACCACAGUUUGAGAUGAGGAAUUCAGAAGAGCAAGCAGCUACGACAGUUUUACAGCGCCUGCUGCAGGAGCAGCUCAGAUACGGAAACCCAAAUGACAACCGUAACCUUCUUGCCUUACAUCAACAAGCCACAGGAAAUGCCCCCCCUUUCAACAGCACUGGGAGUCCAGCAUCUCAGAACGAAGGGCUGAGCACCCAGGACCACCAGCUUGUGACUCAUGCUGCCCGUCAGGAGCCCCAGGGCCAGGAGAUACAGGUGGACAACAGCAUCAUGGAGAAGCAGCUCUCCCCACGACUUCAGAACAGUGAGGAUCUCCCAACCUAUGAGGAAGCCAAAGUGCAGUCACAGUAUUUCAGGGGCCAACCACAUGCUAGUGUUGGGGCAGCGUUUUAUGUAACGGGGGUCACCAACCAAAAGAUGAGAACUGAAGGGCGGCCCACAGUUCAGCGUGUGAGCCCAGGGAAGGUCCACCAGGAUGAAGGACUUAAGGACCUCAAGCAAGGACACGUCCGCUCCUUGAGUGAGAGGCUGAUGCAGCUGUCCUUGGCCACCAGCGGUGUCAAGGCCCAUGCGCCUGUCACGAGCGCACCACUCUCCCCUCUCUCUCCACUUUCUCCUCAGCAGUCAAGCGACCCGUAUAAAAAUUCUGGUUCUAAUGAGUUCUACAAGAACUCGGUGCAGCCCCCUUCCCAGCCCAACCUGAAAGGGAUGGAGCAGCGGGGUCCUCCUCCAGAGUAUCCUUACAAAAAUGUGUCCACCCCAUCCAUGAACUGUAAACCUCAGGACUCGGGACAUUUCUAUAGUGAUCAUCGCGUGAGCCAGCAGGGAAGAUCUGAUGGGCCUAUGAUGAGGUAUCAGCAUCCCCCUGAAUAUGGGUCAGUCAGGCAGAACCCAGAUGUGCAGCUGCAGUUACAACAGAGACCACCUCACCACCACAGCCCGACUUCUUCCUUAACGUCCUUGGGGUCUUUGACUUUGCUUCAGUCUCCGCCACCAUCCAGGCUAUCCCCUUCCCAGCAUCAGCAACCUCUGACUCCAAGCCAGGGAGAUCCUGCCAUUCUGCCAAGGACCCAGCAGCCAUUCUUGUCAAACCAAGUCCAUCAGGGAGAUUUGUACCGACUAUGUCAGCCCUUCCUAGGACCGCAGCAGCAGCAAGGCGACUCCUACUCAGUAAUGUCCAGGGCUCAGCAAAUACCUUCCCCUUAUCAGCAGAUGCAAGUAGAUCCUUUUGCCAUAGUUUCCAGGGCCCAGCAGAUGGUAGAAAUCUUGUCAGAAGAGAACCGAUCUUUACGACAGGAGCUGGAUGGGUGUUAUGAGAAAGUAGCCCGGUUGCAGAAGCUGGAAACAGAAAUUCAACAAGUUUCAGAAGCAUAUAAAAACCUGGAGAAAUCGUCCUCUAAGCGGGAUGCCCUGGAAAAGGCCAUGAGAAACAAGCUAGAAGGAGAAAUUCGCAGGCUUCAUGAUUUCAACAGAGACCUGAGAGAACGUAUGGAGACAGCCAACAAGCAGCUUGCAGAGAAGGAAUUUGAGGGGUCUGAGGACAAUCGGAAAACCAUCUCUCAACUGUUUGCACAAAACAAGGAAACACAGCGAGAAAAGGAGAAACUGGAAAUAGAACUUGCUGCUGCACGCUCCGCAAAUGAGGACCAGCGAAGACACAUUGAGAUCCGAGACCAGGCCUUGAACAAUGCUCAGGCCAAGGUGGUGAAACUGGAGGAAGAGCUCAAAAAGAAGCAGGUCUAUGUUGAGAAGGUGGAAAAGAUGCAACAGGCAUUGGUUCAGCUGCAGGCAGCGUGCGAGAAGCGGGAGCAGCUGGAGCAUCGGCUACGGACCCGGCUGGAAAGAGAGCUGGAAUCUCUCCGCAUGCAGCAGCGCCAGGGUACGUCUCAGGCUGCCAAUGUCUCGGAGUACAACGCCACAGCACUCAUGGAGCUCCUGCGCGAGAAGGAAGAACGGAUUCUUGCUCUGGAAGCUGACAUGACCAAGUGGGAACAGAAGUACCUGGAGGAGAGUGUGAUGAGACAGUUUGCUUUGGAUGCAGCUGCAACUGUGGCUGCUCAGAGGGACACGACAGUGAUCAACCACUCGCCUAACCCUAGCUAUGACACCUCGCUGGAAGCUCGCAUUCAGAAGGAGGAGGAAGAGAUCCUGCUUGCCAACAGGAGGUGUCUCGACAUGGAGGGCAGGAUCAAGACUCUGCACGCUCAGAUCAUUGAGAAGGACGCCAUGAUCAAAGUCCUGCAGCAGCGCUCCCGGAAGGAGCCUGGUAAGACAGACCAGCUCUCCUCGAUGAGACCCGCCAAGUCGCUGAUGUCUAUCUCGAACGCUGGCUCGGGCUUGCUGUCUCACUCAUCAACACUGAGCAGCACUCCCAUCCUGGAGGAGAAGAGGGAGGACAAGAGCUGGAAAGGCAGCCUAGGUGUUCUGCUGGGAACAGAAUAUCGCUCCGAAUCCAUUCCUUCCACCCCCUCUCCAGUCCUUCCUUCCACCCCGUUGUUGUCAGCACACUCGAAAACAGGCAGCAGAGACUGCAGCACCCAGACUGACCGGGGGAAUGAGCAAAGCAAAGCUGCAUCUUCCACGGCAGCUCCCACCCCAGGGCGGCUCCCUGGUACCGGUCUGGCCUACAGUGCAGACAAAACAGAUGGGCCAGUCUUCCACUCCAGCACUCUCGAAAGAAAAGCCCCUGUUCAGAGCGUGGGGCAGGACCUCCCAGACGGAGAGAUGGUAGAAUACCUCAUCUGAAAGGCUGAACUGGGAUCUGAGCUGGGAUACAGUAGCAAGAAUUUUUUUAAAGACGUUUUUAUUGGGAAAAUUUGUAGUACCUGAGUAAUAAAAAGAACACUCAGCUCUUUGCUCUUGUAUAUUAUGUCUCAGAAGUAUGGACAGGUUAAUUUAUAAUUUGUUCUAAAUUAUCAAAACCCCGUAACACUUGUUCUUUGAAAGUUUCCCUGCUUAUUUUUUAAAUACUGGAUCUGGUAACAUCUGGAGAAAAAAACAUGGUCUUAGGUGCACUAUAUCUUAUAUAUCAUUUCAGUAUUUUAAAAGUCUUAUCUUUUUAAAACAAGCAAAAGUACCUGCUCAGUAGUGUGUUAAUUAUCUAGCUUGAACAUGGUAAGAUGGAGGUAAUGGCCUUAAAAUGAUCAGAACGAGAAUGUGGGCCCUGGUUGUGAGCAUCACUUACGGUUUCCGAAUACAGGUGUUCUGAGGAGCUUUUAUAAACUUCUGUGCUGUGGUCAAGGGAGACUUCUCUUUACUCACAAUGUGAGAAGUCAGAAUAGGUAUUUCAUAUUCACAGGCUGGAAAGAUUUCUAUAUUCAGUGUGCUGACAUUUUUUUUUUAGUUCUGAAAUUGUGCUAUUUCUUUACAAAAAGUACAACUCCAGUGUCACACUUGACAUUUUCAGUUGCGUCAGAAGAUUUGCCAUACUUUCAUACAUAAAUACUUUUUCAAUAAUUUAUACAGUGAAUAAUAAAUAAUAUAUUGCAUUCAUGCUUUACGUAAAUAAAUAAAAAGAACAGCGUACAGGCUCAGCCCUGAUCUCUGUUAGAUUAGUUUUCUGCCGUUGUAAUCCCACUGGCAUAGUGGAAUUACUCCAAAUUUACAGUAGAGUAAGCGGCAAGCCCCCUUGCUUUCCAGUGUUAGCAAACUGAUCUGCUACCUCUGUGGAGGCCUUUAGCAGAUCUUUCUCCACUGCAAAUCCCCUUCUACCUUGUACAUCCCUCAUUCUCAGAGAGACUAGAUUCUUUUUCAUACAGCGGUGCUUCCCGAGCUAGAAACUUUAGACAGUAGCUUUGGGUUUCACGUGUCAAGUUGUGGCCUUCCAGAAUAGUUUUCAUCAUCUGACUGGAGAGAGCAGCUUAAAGAAUAUCCCAGAAUCAUUAAAGACGACAGUUGCACAUUUUAGGGAUCGAUUUCUCUUUCGGAUUCUUGGGAACCAGCACAAAUGCUGCGAUGCUCUGGCUGCAAAUGCUAUAAGGAGAUACUAAGACCAAUACAAGUAAAUGUUUUGUGACUUUUUGUUACUGUCUUUGUGUAACUAAAACACUUCAAUAUUGAAUUCCUACUAAAAAUUACUUUUUUUUUUUUUUUUUUUAACUUGAAUGUUAAAAUAUUUAAUUAGCCAGUGGUCACAUGUCAAGAACCUGGCUGGUCUCAGCUUUCUUUGCAGCAUUAGAGUAGGCAGAUUUCAAUUUCAGACCCUUUCAUUCCAGAAAUAAGGAAAAUAAGCAAUUAAUCGUCCAACAAUUACUGAAUGUCCUCAAUUCUUACUCAGUUGACACUGUUGUUGCAGUGUCCAGUUGAAAUGGCCUUACCAGAUCGACAGAUACAACGUGAAUUUUCCUGUGGAAGGUUGGGAGGUGAAAGGAGAGAAGUGCCUUUUCCUUUUCUGUCUACCCCUCAGGUGACUUAUCAGUGCCUAUAGAGCCGCCGGGAGCUGGAGCCCGUUUGCCUUUAGGGAUAACUGCUUACGAAAGCAAGGCAGCUUGUUGCUGUUCUGCAGCCCGUAUUCUUAGACCCACCAAAAUUAGAGAUGACAAAAUGUGUGUGCAGCCUCUUUGCCAGUGACACCUUUAACAGGCUGAGCGAACGCCCUCCCUCCCCGUGGCGUUAGACACUCCAGAGCUGCACUUUCAGGCUUAGACGCUCUGCUGUAUGGGGCAGCGUCUUCCUGAGCAGUGUCGUAGACCUCCUUAUAAUUUGUCUGAAUUGGUUCUCCACCCUUUUCUGGACAAACUGUUAACAGGCUGUAAGCUAUUCUCAGGGAUGAGAACGAAAAUUUAUUUCUGUUGGCUUCGUUCCAUCCCAUUAUAUGAAGUAAUGCCCGCUCCGGACAAUUUUAAGUGAUUUCUUUUCCUCCUCCACAGUUGUCGGAAAUGCAGGAGACGCUUUUCUCAUUAGAUCACUGUGUCCAUCUUUCUGCCAUUUCAGGAUCAUUUUCUAUAUUACAUAAUGUGGUUUGGGCUUAGAAUGAACAAUAACGGAGGUCGAAACCCGUGAUGUGUGUGCAUAUGCAUGUCUGUCUCAGGGACAGAGAUGUUUGAAUGUUUUUCUGUUCUUUUAUAGUUGGGAAAAGUUAUAUUCCAUUUUUUUCAAGUGCUUUUCAGCAGUAGGAAAGGAGCUCUACAGCUGUAGGGCUUUAGACAAGCUGUUCCAACUCAGUUGAUCCACACUAAUUCUAAAACAUGUAGGAAAACGGAUCAUUUACUGACACACUGAUUUUUCCCCCAGCAGGUAUUGACUGUUCAGCUGGACUAGAUUAAAAAUAAUGUGUUCAUUGUCCUUCUAACUCAUUGUUUUCAAACUGAAUUCCACUGUCGUCUACUUUUACAAAGAAAGAAGGAUAUAAUAGCUUUCUGUGAAUAAAAUACAGAUUAUGCACAAGAGUUACCUCCUCCAAAAAUGGAGAUCUCUGACAGUACGAGCCAUCAGGAUCGCCUAGUGACGUUAGCAGUUCUUACCCCAGCGCAAGUAAAAUUGAAAGAAAACGUUGCAAUUUUGCAUGUUUUGGUCAGGUUCUUUGCCCUGUUUUUUAGUUUGGGUUUCUUCCAAAAGUAACUCUGCCCCUAGCUCUCCUGCCGUGGAAGUCUGUGCUCAUCUUCCCCUACCGACAAACUGGGAGCCUGCAGGAACGUGUUUGUUCCCUUGAGCUUCCUCGGAGCCAUCCUCAUGUGAAUGUCAAAGAGCUGCUUUCUUGGAGGGAGACGUGUACUAUAGUCGUUGUCUGUCUCUCCAUAGAGAUUUUUAUAUUGUUUUUAAGCAGAAACUGCUUUGAGAAGACAAAUUGCGCACCUAAUUCCUUUUACUUCUGUAGAGCUUAUUCCUAGUAGAAAGUAACUUUUAACACAGAAUGAUUGCAAUGACCUUCUUUGCAAGCCAAAACUUUAGACCAAGAGUUUUUCUUAAACUCGGGUGUUAGAAGCAGAAUUGUAGCUUUUAUAAAGAAAGCCACAUAUUCUUCUUUGUAGAGCAAAACAAAAAAAAUCAAGUUUAGUUAUUUUUCUCUCUCCUUUUGCUGCUUCCAGAACGGCCAAAUUUGCGAGCCCUUUCCCUGGGCAGUCCCGUUGCUGUUGGAAGGCUUGGGAAGCUGCCUAGGAUCCGGAGCCUUUUGUAGCCCGGUGUCCUUAUUAACUUUGUGUGACACUUAUUAACUUUAAAUAGCUCCUACCUGGCAACCGCUGUGGGAUCUGGAGCAGUAAUUUUUGGUCUGUGGUCUGAGGACCCUUGGGGAUCAGGGGACUGUGCAGGGGGGCUCUUGUAGGCAAAUGCUACUAGGGAGCUUAAAUUCUUUGUACGUGGUCUGUGCCUGUUUGGCAAGUUCGUAGAGAUCGGCUCAAUCCGGGGUGCUGCGAAUGCGUUAGUUUUGCUUCCUUUCGGAGGCUGCCCGAGCGAGGGGCCUUGCAGGGCUCGAGCCGGCCGCGGCCCGUGCGCCGGCUCCGCCGCGGUCUCCGGAGCCGCCCGUACAGUGAAUCCUGGUAACCGCGCCCGGGGGACCCGUUUUUCUGGUGGUUAUAAAGUGGUGGCACCAUCAGCUCAGCGCAGUGGGCAGAGCGAAACCCCAGAGGUAAUUUGGCUUUCCCUCCCUCCGUCCGCAGAGCCUGGCGAAGGUUAGCCCGGAUUCACUGCGCUUCUCGCUGCGUUUUGCUCCGGGCCGGGGGCUGGGGAGGGAUCCUCUUUUCAUGUAUUUGUAUAGGAACUUUUUUUAAAAAAGCUAGCAUUUUUAUGUCUAGAAAGUAAAAAAAAAAAAAAGUAAAUAAAAAAGACAUUGUAAAAUGUAAUUGUACUGUAUUUAUGAAGAAAAUACAUUUCUUUUCAAAAAGAUCUUGCUCUAA